Messenger RNA from Linum trigynum, 2511 nucleotides. Lineage: Eukaryota; Viridiplantae; Streptophyta; Magnoliopsida; Malpighiales; Linaceae. The record is from the annotation of a GenBank genome assembly.
AUUGUUUUUGUUCAGUGCCAAUCUAACUCUUACAUUUGAUCGAUAAAUUUGUGACUUAUCAACUAAAAGAUCAAUGAAAAUAGAAUUCAAUUAAUUUUGUUUUGUACUACUCAAUCGACCAUAUCCAUUUUCCACCACGUUUCAUAAAGUUGUGACAAAAUCGAUUUCCCACGGGUUGAAAAAUACCAGCGGCGGACUCUCAAAACCAGCAGCACAAAAGCUCUGCGCGCAGCCAUGGUUUCCCCAAAACUUGAGGCGACUCCGUGUCUCCGUCCCUGCCUCUAUUAAUAAGAACCCAUCUCCGUCUUCUCUUCAUCAAACUCUUACAACAUCUCACCAUCAACAAAAUUCAGCAAGACCCUCGAAUUUCCCAGGUUGUGUUCGGAAAGCAAGAAAACAGAGACAAGGCCAAAAAGAAAGGAAGAAGAAGAAGAAGGAUGAGUUCCAGCAGCAGCAAGGCUUGGGCUGUGGCAGCCAGCAUCGGAGCGGUGGAAGCACUGAAGGAUCAAUUGGGCUUCUGCAGGUGGAAUUACGUCAUUCGAUCCGCCCAACAGUACGCCAGAAACAACGUUAGAGCAAUCUCUUCCAAGUCCCCUGCCGCUGCAAUGGUUGUUGAGAGAUUGAAGGAAGCUGAAAAGGCAGGACGGGCUGAAGAGUCUUUGAGGAAAGUCAUGUACUUGAGCUGUUGGGGUCCUAAUUAAUGGAUUCAGGGCGCUUGCAGAUUGUAACCAAGCUAGCUCUUCUUGCUUUGCAACGUGAAAUAGAUCGAGUUGCAGACAGUUUGUAAAUACUAUAGCAGGGGAAGAAAUUUGGGAAUGGAAAUGAAAUCGCUUCUUGACAGUUAAAUGGAUUUCUGUGUUCUACUUUAUGGUUCUGUGUGUUCUCAUUCAUGCAUCCAGUUCCUCCUCCGUUAACUCUUUUAUCCCAUACUUUUUCACUCUUCCCCUGUUAUCUCUGGCUCCUUCCUCUGCAGCCAUGGCUUUCCGGCCAAGACCCAUGCAAGGUGAAGGAAGUUCUCUUGCUUGUGUGAUAAAUUCUCAUUUAAAGGAGAGCUGCCAUGUGUAUGUGGAGAUAACCAAAAGGAAAACUGGAAGCUGUAAAGAUUGGAACUUUCCUUACUAGAUUCCGACUGCUGCUGUUCCAGCUGCUCAUUUAAAGAAUAUUGAUGUCAAUAAUUCGAGUUGUUAGAGUUGUUAGAUUAGAUUCAAUUGUCACUAUUCCAUUUUAUUUAGACCUCAUACAAAUAACACAUACCAAUUUGCUUUCAUUGAAUAGUCGAAUUGUUAGAUGAGGUUCAAUUGUCACUGUACCAUUCAGUUUAGACCACAUACAAAGAACACUAUCAAUUAGGGAUGACAACCAAACCCGAACCCACGGGUACCCACCCGACCCAACCUGGUCAACGCGGGUAAAAUCCGUGUUGACGGGUUUUGGGUCGGGUUUGGGUUUAAACCCGUUCACUAUUCACCGGGUUAGGUUGGGUUUGGGUUUAGGUAAACCCGACCCGUGGGUACCCGCCCACACAUACACUUAAUUUUCUCGGUAUAUUUAAUAUUUUAAACAACUAAUCUUAUUUAUGUUUGUGGAGACAUGUCUAAUUUUUUCUUUCUAAUUGUGUAGAAUGAAGUUUGUGUUAUCGAGUGGAGAAUGAAGAAACUUAAUUGAAAGGAAGAAGCCUUCAAUUAAUAUGCUAUUUAUGGAUAAUUUAUGAUUUACUUCAAUUUUCUUGAGUUUUCUAGAUUGGUGUUGAACAAUUUGUAUAGUUAAUUUGUGAUUUGCUUGAAUUUUCUAGAAUGGUGUUUUAAAUAUGGAUAAUUUGUAUUGAGAGAUUGAUAUUUGACUUUAAUUUUGAUAGGAACAUGUUAUUGUAAAUUUUUUACGACAAAAACCCGUGGGUACCCAUGAACCCGCGGAUACCCAGCGGGUUGGGUUUGAGUUUUUUAAACCCAGUGGGUUUUUCCCCAGGUUUUUUUCACGGAUAAACCCAUGGGUUUGGGUUUGGCAAAACCCGACCCAACCCGACCCAUUGCCAUCCCUACUACCAAUUUGCUAUAAAGUACUCAACUUGUUUAUAGUUGAUUACUGAACGAUAAACAAUUAAUAUUUUCGGUUCAAUAUUUGGUUUGAUUUUCAAGAGAGAGUCACUAAGCAAAUAAAUUUGGAUACGGAUGACAAUGGGUAAGGUUCUGCCAAAUUCAAACUCAAUCCAGCGGGUAUAUCCACAAAAAAAAUCCACGUAAAAAUUCAUGGGUGUUGGAACCUCAAACCCAAUCUAACCCAUUGGGUAUGCCGAGAUUCACGGAUAUCCGUGGAUUCUGUUAGACAGAAAGUCAUACACAGUAAUGUUUUGUCAAAAUAAAAGUCUAACACCUAUCCGUGCAUACAAAUGAUUCGUACAAAAAAACACCAAUAUAGUAUAUACAAACAAAUCCACAAAUUAUCCAUACAAAUUGAUCAAUUUUCAAGAUAAACAUCCACGAACACCACCGUUAAUUAACAGGUUAUGAGAGU